Molecule: messenger RNA, 417 nt
Organism: Glycine soja
Lineage: Eukaryota; Viridiplantae; Streptophyta; Magnoliopsida; Fabales; Fabaceae
Product: pentatricopeptide repeat-containing protein At3g62890-like
Exons: 2
Coding region: 1-417 (138 amino acids)
Molecular function (GO): zinc ion binding
Source: RefSeq, a predicted model, not a curated record
AUGAUUGAAGCAAAUGGGUCAGUUCAUGAAUUCUUGGCUGGAGAUAAGACACACCAAGAAAUAAAUGAUAUUAAGCACAUGUUAGAUGUAGUGGCUGCAAAAUUAAAGAUUGAGAGCUAUGUACUAACUACAAGUGAGGUUUCACUAGACAUAGAUGAAGAAGAGAAGGAAACUGCACUUUUCAGGCACAGUGAGAAACUUGCAGUUGCCUUUGGACUUAUCACUAUUUCUCUGCCAACUCCAAUCAGAGUUACGAAGAAUUUGCGCAUAUGUAAUGAUUGCCACACUGUUGUAAAGUUAAUCUCCAAAGCAUUUGAUCGUGAAAUUGUGCAAAUUGUACGGGCUAUUAAAGUGAGUGACUAUCCUAUGCUUCAGGAAGCUGCACCAAAUUUUCACAAUGUUCUGGACUGGAACUAA